This is a messenger RNA of Psylliodes chrysocephalus, 1004 nucleotides long. Lineage: Eukaryota; Metazoa; Arthropoda; Insecta; Coleoptera; Chrysomelidae. The record is from the annotation of a GenBank genome assembly.
AGGAAAUAUAAAAGAGCGAUAGAAAAGUAUCAGAAGGAUGCGAAAGAUCAAAAUGUCAUAUUACAAUAACAGUAGAUUUACAAAAGGUAAUAGCAUCUUACUUUUAUUGAAAUUAUUGUUUAUUGUUAUCUUAUUUUGUUUCAGGUCGUUAUGUUGCCCAGAUGCGACACUUUCAAAGAAGUUAUUUUUGUUCCAUAUGGCUUAUUGCUUUUAACGAAACCUUUAUGCCUGCAGGAAAAGCACAUAUUUUGAAUCCAACUGCAGUCGUAUGGCACGAGGCCCUAAUGGGGCGGAGAAAGGAAAACAUAAUAGAUACAUUUUACGCAUUUUUUCUCACCGUUCGUGAUAUUGAAAACGUCACUUUGUGGCUAGAUAACUGUUCAGCACAAAACAAGAACUGGACCUUAUAUUGUUUUUUUAUUUAUCUCAUUAAUUCCAAUGAAACUGCUCUAAAGACUUUAGAGUUAAAAUAUUUCGAACCAGGACACACGUUCAUGGCCGCUGAUGCAUUUCAUCACCAAGUCGAAGCAUCCCUGAAACGUAAAGGACGUGUAUAUGAUUUUGCCGAUUUUGUAGAUGCUGUUCAAAAAGCCAGGCGCACCUCUAAUGUCAUUCAAAUGAUAUUAGAAAAGAUGUUUGCCUGGAGAGACGGUACGUCGCAAUAUAAAUUAAAAAAAAUUAUUCCCAGGCCGUAUCUAAGCGAAAUGGUACAAGUCACUUUUAGCAGAGGUCAUAACACACUCACCUACAAAACGUCUUUUGAAGAGGAAUCUGGCACAGAAAUAAAUAUUUUGAAUGCUCAUGAUCACAAACAUGGCAUUCGUAAACCAGAAAACCAAUUGCAGUACAGGGGAAUUAGUUCAGAGAGAAAACGAACUUUAUUAAACAAAUUAUCUCCUAUUAUACCUCCACUCAGAUUAUUAUUUUGGGAGACUCUGCCAGAGACUGUCAACGAGGAACCACUUACCGAUGAAUUGUAUUUUUAUGAAUAUUUUUUGUAUUAG